Messenger RNA from Bombyx mandarina (wild silkworm), 1077 nucleotides. RefSeq lists its product as uncharacterized. The record is from RefSeq and is a predicted model, not a curated record. NCBI's taxonomy places the organism in Eukaryota, Metazoa, Arthropoda, Insecta, Lepidoptera, Bombycidae.
AUGGCUCUUGGAUAUCACAACGUGAACGCCACUAGCCACCUUAUGAAGGUCGUAGUCCAAAUUAUGUCAUUCAUGCUGUGUACUCCAUGCGGCCCUAUGGUAUGUUACAAAUAUGAAGAUUGCGGUCCUCCGAAAAAAAAGUCGGCCGAUGGAAACAGCGGAGCGGAGGAGGGUGGCUCCAAAAAAAAGGAUGAAAACGAAAAUCAGUUAAAGAGAACUAAAAGCCGUGAAUUGCGAGGUGGGAUUAUGUAUUACAGCUGCCACUGCAUCAAGCGUAACGGCUUGCAACACGAUUGUCGGCGAACAGGUUGCAGCGGUGAGCCGACCUGCCUUGCAUUACCGGACCCCUUAUGCGCACCCAGUCAAUUAGCUCGCGCCAGGGGCCUGGCUGACCCUGCGGCACUGUCUGCGCAUUUACAAAAUCAAGAAGGAAGUUCGUCUGGUCGGGCUGAAGUCUCCGGCUCCACUGGCGGGAACAGGUUUAUUGUCUGCGAAUUAAAAGGCAUCGUCCCCGGAACCUCUGCAGAUACAUCUGAAAAAUGCUGUAAGUGUCCUAAUUUAGUGGCUACGCAAGUAUCCAAGAGCGAAAAAGGCUCUAAUUCUUGUGUUUGCAAAGAUAAUUCUUGUAAAAAAUCGCCUAGCGAUGUAAAAGGCGGUGCAGGAUCUGUAUUUAAGUUUGACGAAAAUACUUUAAAUUCAAUCUUAAAAAGCUUUGAGAAAAAAGAGCUCAUAUCUAAAGGUACGACAGGACAUGCUCGAGAACUUAAGGAAAGAGAAGGCCCAUGUACAAGACCGGGCUGUAUACAUCGGAAACCGCCUCCACCAUGCCUUUGGAAUGCUCCUUGUAAAGCAGAUUGCUUCGAAACAUCGCCUAAUAAUCAAGCGGGACAUAAUCAACUAAGAGACGAUGGUGGAAUAACUACAGAUUCUAAAUCUUCGAAGACCGAUAGACCACCUCUCCAUUCGCUUACAAUGAAACUUUUGAAUCCCACAGGUUGUUCUUCUGGUGAAGAUGGUGCAACAGGUAGCAAUGGACCACUAUCCGGCUUGCCAGUGCUGUUGAUGAAGCUGUGCUAA